This is a messenger RNA of Biomphalaria glabrata, 2997 nucleotides long. RefSeq names its product cingulin-like. The record is from RefSeq and is a predicted model, not a curated record. Gene Ontology annotation, biological process: smoothened signaling pathway. The transcript is spliced from 22 exons. The coding region runs from base 140 to 2950 and encodes 936 amino acids. Lineage: Eukaryota; Metazoa; Mollusca; Gastropoda; Planorbidae.
AACGACCCUGAAGUGUAAACAAACAAUUGUAUGGAGGGUCUCAUACUCUUGCUCGUGACUAGAAAAUCAUUGUUAAAACAAACAGAAAGGAAUCUAUGUAGAUUAGAUGUGUUAAUUAAAAGUAAACAUAUCUAUCAAAAUGGCUUUAAAUACAUGCAAAUUAUUACAGUUGUCCUAUGGAGAAUCAUUUUGUUUGCCAGUAGAAAUAGAGAAAGAGCAAGAUACAUUUACAAUUGAUGCUGGAUGGAUCGCAGGAGCUUUUUUUCUUGGUUUAAUCGUGGGAAUAGCGAUUGUUGCAAUUCUCACCAAGCCAUUUUUGAAUGCUUUAAAAAAGAAAAAGCACCAAGAUGAAGAAAAGCUUUUAGGGAAAACUGGGUCUGCUGAAAUUAUUGUGGCCAAGGAUGAUAAUGAAAAAAAAAGGAAAGGUGCUAGCAAGUCUACCAAUGAUAAAAAAUCAUUCAAAUUUCUACGAUUUUGGAGAAAGAAACCAAAAUCUGUGGCUGGAAACAAAAAAGAGGAAAUCACUGAAGAUGAUGUAGAUCCUGCGCUGUUGAGAGGCAUGGUAGAAGUGAUGCAACAAACUAAUAGUUUAAAUGCAGAAAUUGAGAUGGCAGAACAAGAUAUGACAACUAUCAUAUCAAAUGAGAGAUCCAUUGAAGAGGAAAAAGAAACUAUAAUGUUAAAAACUUUGGACUUGCUUCUUAAAAAGAAAGCUGAAAAGAGAGCAGUUUCCUACAAUUUUUAUGUAAAUUUCAUGAAAAAAACUGAUGCUGAAGUUAAAGAGUUAACUAAAAUAAUACAGAGAGAAAAGGAAGAAGCUGAAGAGAAAACUCGUAACGAUCCAAAACUAAGUAAAGAUACACAGACUCAGGAAGAUGAACUACAAAAAAUGUAUACAUUUUACAAUAAUAAACAGAAAAAACUUCAAAAGGAAAAUAAAAACAAAAUAAGACAAGAAUUGUUACGUUCUUCUGGAAUGCCAGAAUCAGAAAUAGAUGACAUAAUGGAAAAAUUAGCAAAUAAUUUAGCUGCAGUGGAACAAAAAAUUGGACUCGAGCAAGCUCGUCAGAAAAGGGCACUGGAUCAAAGAUUAGCCAAAAGAAAACGAGAUCUUGAGUUCAAAGCCUUAGAAGAUAAAGAACUGGAGACUGACAUGGAUACACGAGUACAAGUUUUAAAGAAAAUUUUAACUAAAAGUCUUAAAGAUGACAACAGAAAUGAAAACCAGAUUGAAGACAUUGUGACAGAAUACAGUAAAGAACUUGAUGCUAUUCAUAAAGAGUUUACAAAAGAGUUUCAGGACAGAUGUGAUGAAAAAUAUGAACUCCUCAGAAAAAAUAGACUUAUGUUAGCAUAUAAAUUACUGAAAAAACAAGAAAAAGAAAAACAAUCAUUUCUUCAGAGUGCAGAAAAAUCAACAAAUACUGCAGAAACUAAGCAAUAUCAUGAAUUGAUGAUUAAACAUCAUAUGGAGCAGGAAGAACUUUGUGAAGAAUUGGAUGAAAAUGAAAUUAAGGAAAUUGCCAAACUAAAGCAGAGCAUGAUAAAAGAAGAAGCUAGAGCAAUGGAUAGAGAGACAGAAAAACUUGAAGAAAAAUUGGAAAACUUGCCUCAGUUUGUUGCUUCUGAUGUUGAUAGAAUACUAAAACUACACAGGGAACACAUGUCAGACUAUAAAGGAAGAAAGCAAAGAGAGAAGCAGGCAAUAAUGGCCAGGCUACAGGAGAAGUUACAACAACGAAUCUCUGAGGCUAAUCAGGCAGAGGCCUAUGAUCUGAAGGAGCAAGAAAUGCUAAAGGAAGAACAAAUGCUGACAGUAUCAAAAGUUUUAGCUAUAAAUAUGGAUCUUACUGAAGAUGCUAAAAACAGAAUUUUAAAAGAGCACGAACAAAACAUGCAAGUCUUAUCAAACCAGCUACUCACAAGUAAACUUAGACAACAAAAAAGCCUGGAAAUAAAAUUCAAUCAACGAAAAGUUCGACUAAUGAAUCUGAAACAAAAACAAGAAGAACUUACAAGAUCAACUAAACAAGAUAAAAAGAGUGACCUUGAACAACUGGCUGAUGAAAUUGCCAAAGAAGAAGAUACACUGGAAGCUGAAAAGAAGAAAUUAAUAUCUGAGCUGAGACAACAGCUAGCUAAAGAGACAGAAGAAGCACUUAAAUUACAAGAUGAUGAAUUAAGUUUAUUAAUUGGCCGACUGCAGGUGGGCCAAGCCAGACGUAAAGCAAUCCUGGAAAAUCAAGACCAGACUCUAAAACAACUUCAGGAAGAUUUAGAUAGAAAAAUGUCUUCUGGAGUAUCACUACCAUCUUCUCUGACAGACCAAAUAAUCCAGCAACAUUACAAUCAAAUGAACUAUCUCAAUGAACAACUGCAGCAAAGAAGAAAGAGACAAGAGAAAACUAUCCUUGAAAAAUUAAGAGUUAAAAAAGAAAAGAUGGAAGAAGAUAUUGAAACUCAAUUAGAAGAAAAGGCUCAAGAGGAAUACACCACGCAACAAAGAAGAGGAGCUGGGUUUGCAAGUCUGGCUCUAAUGCAAGUCUAUCUAGACCAGAGACAUGCCAAGGCUAUGCAGGAUCUAGAAACAGAAAUGUAUGCAGAGCUGGAGAAAAGCAAGAAUGAAUUAAAUACCCAGCUAGAAGAACAACUGAAGAAAGAUUUGGAGUUACAACAUAAAGACCUUUUAUCACAAUUAGCUGAUGUGAGUAAAAUGUCAAAAGCUGAUUUGCAAGAUGCUUUCUCAGCUACUUCAACGGGAAAGAGAGACAAUAUUUCAGCUAACAGGUUAGCUAAUGACAUUAGAGAAGGAAUCAGGGAUUUUCCAAAUAGUAAUAAGCGAAUGUCUCGUGAGACCCGACCAUCACAACCACCAACAAAGACAAAUAAUAAGAGAUAUGAUGAUGACUCCUUAUCAGAAGAGAUGUCAGAUGGAAGCACAGGAUUUUAAAAUGCAUUGAAGAAUUUACAUUUAAACAAAUAUACAAAAAUACAAAA